Molecule: messenger RNA, 3782 nt
Organism: Helobdella robusta
Lineage: Eukaryota; Metazoa; Annelida; Clitellata; Rhynchobdellida; Glossiphoniidae
Exons: 16
Coding region: 1-3309 (1102 amino acids)
Biological process (GO): microtubule cytoskeleton organization
Cellular component (GO): cytoplasmic microtubule; cilium
Molecular function (GO): microtubule binding
Source: RefSeq, a predicted model, not a curated record
AUGGAUCUUUCCAAAUAUUUGUUUAAAUCGCCCCAGCAGAGUGCAGCGUCGAGCAGCAAACAACAUUCGAGGAACACUGAACAGCAGCAGCCCACCUCCCCGCACGAAGCCUAUGAAAACAGACCGAUUUUAAACUUCAGCAUACCGGCAAAUACUCUGCACGCACACACAUCCACACAGCAGCACACUCCAACAAGCACAUCCACAGACAAACACUCCCCUUCCUAUCUAACUCCACACCACAACCACCAACAUCACAACCACAAAUUCGAUGACAACAACUUUAGAAGGAACAACAAUAAUGACAACACCAGGAAUAAAAAUAAUGCUUUUGACAACAUCAACAACAACAGCAGCGACAGCAAUGUUACUAGCAAGAGAAGCAGAGCGCUCUCCUUGUCAUGCUCACCUGUCGUACAGACGGAAUGUGUUUCUCAACUCAAUGCCGAGAGCAGUGAAUUCAACAACAACAAACAACAGCUACGUCAACAACAACAUCAUCAUUCCACAACAACACCAUCGUCGGCACGUUUGCCAGACUUGAGAUCGAGGACUCCGACGCUCGAACCAUCGUCGGCUUCGUCGCUCACGCCCAACUACAUGAAACCAACCAGGACGUUCGCUGAUAAGAGCAGAAAUUUGUACGUCAGUGACGAACUGAAUCAACAACAACAAAAUGGCGGCAACAACAAAUUUGUGAGAACGUCUGUAGGUAGGCGGUCUCUCCAACAACACUCUAUCAGCCAUUUCGGCUUCAAGUCACGUGGUAACAGCAGCAACAACAACAACAACAACAUCGUGAACAACGUCAGUUCUAAAAGGCCGACAACUCCAUCAUUUCUCAGUAAUCUGAGGACUUCGAAAAUUCCUCUGCCGUCGGUUAACUCAUUAUCAACAUCAAAUGACAACAGCCUCAAAUACAACAAUAACAACAACAACAAUAGCAACAUCAACAAAACAUCGGGCCUUGCAAUAACUAAGGAAGCAUUCCUCUCUCGAAUCAAUUCUCUCCGAAGAUCAAAAACUGGAUCGAAACCAAACAACAGCAGCAACGACAACAGCAGCAACGACAACAGCAGCAACGACAACAGCAGCAACGACGGUGAUGUUGAUGUUGAUGCUGCGACGACUCCAACAAUGACGUCAUCAACAACAGCUCUUCGUGUCAGCAGCAUCAGCGAAUCCAUCAUGAAGAUGACCAACAACAUACAAUCAAGGGACGACCUUCAAAAUGAUGACUUCAGGCAAACAUUUACAAACAGCAACAUCAACAACAACAUCAGAAGUGGUAGAAUAAGCCCGUUUAGUGAUAAUGGUCAUUACGUACGUUCGAUCGAAACAACAAAACAGAUAUGGCUCUCAUGCACACUCAAUUUCUUCAACAACAUCAAUAUACACUGCACUCAACAACAUCAGCAACAACUUCAGCAACAGCAUCAGCAACAACAUCAGCAACAGCAUCAGCAACAACAUCAACAGACGUCGAGAUUACAGCGGUCAACAUGUCCUCAACAACACUCCACAUACAACGACAUUAAUAAUGAUUACAGCAACAAUUACAUUGACAACGACAUUAUGAUUGAUGAGUUUACUCUUCUUGAAGACCAUCGUCGUAAUAAUUUGCAGCAGCAGCAGAAGUUCAACAGAUCUGUCCCUAGUUCCCCACUGCCAACACGACGCAUUCUUUGCCCCUCUCCCUCGCCAUCCAACCAAUCAGAAACGAGCAAGUCUUCGUACAGAUAUAACCACAACAAUUAUAACGAAGCAGUGGACAAAUACAACAGCAGCAACAACAGCAACAGCAGCUCUGUUGGGCGAUCGGUAGUAAGCGGGAGGUUGAAGACCAAUCAGAAAUCAUCAUUCGAUCAAAUGAGUGACUGUAGCAGUGAGAAGGAUUAUUCCGUUGGCAGCAAUGAAAGUUCUCUCGAAAAUUAUUUAUCUGCCUUCGAGUUCCAAAGAUCCAGAGGAAAUUUUGGAGAACUUGAAUUCGUCCAAUUGGCAAAUGAGAAGAGAGGGGCUUAUUGCGAGCGAGAUAUAAAGAGAAUGACCGAUAGUUUCACGAGAAUGUUUCACGAACCACAUUCUAAAGUCUUCUCUCUUUUUCUUGAAACGUUGGUUGCCGUGGUACUGACCUACAAACACCUCUUACCUCCGAACUGGGUCAGAUUGUGUCUGCAGAGGUUGUUCGCUAAGCUGGCUACCGAUUUGUUGGGCUCCGUUCAGGUCAAAGUUAAAAAAGUCCUCGAUGCUUUGAGAGAUUCGUAUGGAUGGAAGGAGCAGGCUGAUUGGCUGAUGGAGAUUACAGCCAACCAAUCACUGUUGCACAACAAUAAGAGCAGGGAGUGCUUGCUGGUUUAUACGAGGGAGUUGUUGGGCGUGACGUCAUCGGGUCAGGAGGUGCAAGCCUCUGAGAGUUGCUGUCAACUCAUCAACAACAUCAUCGCCAUCAACGAUCAAUAUAAGACUAAUGAUACUAGGAAGAACGUCCAGCACAUCCUGAUCAGCUUGUUCGAUCUCAACCCGCCAGCCUACUCCAACAUUAUGCUCGCUCAGUCAAGAUACGUGCAGCAGCAACAACAACUUCAGCAGCAACAGACACAUCAAGAUGUUAUAAAAUCUCCCCAAUUAAUUAAAACUUUCAACAUCAAUAAACCAUCAUUAUUCAACAUUUACAGAAACAAAGAUGAAACAAAACAACAACAAAAAUUGCAACAACUACAGCAGCAGCAGUUAGAACAAGACAAAAAGAUUGUUAAAGACUUUGAAAAAUGCAUCGAUAGCUUUAAACAGGUUGACCCGAACAAAGACGACCUUGAACUUGAAGCAGCCUUGAAACAGCUGAUCAUAUGGCUGCCCAGCGAUCCAGACCUCAUUACGAACCAACAUUUAAUUUCAUUGUUGACCGUCCUCUUCAGAGCUCCUGGCUCUCUCAUACAAAAUUCAUCAAACCUACUUUCUGACUGCAUCAAUAUGUUGUUGAAGACGAGAUCAAGUAGCCAAUCACUGAUCGUCUUACAAUCCAUUAUCGACCAGUCAGAUGAUAGAAAUAUCCUGUCGGCUCUACACUGGUUAAGGCCACAGUUGGAAGCCACUCCUACCGAUCAGCUGACUGACCUUCUCGAUGACCUCGUGCCCUCUUUGCUCAGGGCCUCCGAUAGCAACAACAAGUCAGUGAGAACGGCCAGCGUCAUGCUGCUGGUUGAGCUCUACAACAUUUACAAUGAGCAGCUCUGGUCCUACAUCAAUCACGUUAACGUUCACAAGGUAAACCUGUUAAAGAUGUAUUUCAAGAAGGCUCAAUCGAAAUGAUUGGCUGAUGAGUGGGAGUAUAAAUGAAUGAAUGAAUGAAUGAAUGAAUCGAUGGAAUAACGAAAUAGAGAAUGUUAUCCGUAUUUAUUGAAAGUAAUAACUAAAAUCGAUCAAUCAAUUAAUUAUUUAUGAUUAUUAAUAUUUUCUUAUUUUUGAGGCCCUUUAAUUUUUGCUGUAUUGAAAUGCGAUCAAACAAAUAAUUCAUUUAUUUAUUCGUUCUCUUAUUCAUUCAUUUAUUCAUUCGUUUAUUUUUGGUUCUUUCAAACGAUCAUUCUAUCAUCGAUAAAGUAUAUAUACACUCAUUAUUUCGUUAACAUGAAUAGAUCGUGCUCACUAUAUUUUGCUAUAGCACUCCGUAUGAUUUAGAUUAGAUAUAGAAGGUAUUGUAACUGCAGAACAUUCGAUCAAUGAAUUAUUAACAGUUUUUUAUAUAAAAUUAGAUGAAUUCAUAAUCUUUCAGCUGUCAAUUGAAA